GGUAACAGACGUUUGUAAAAAAAAAAAAAAAAAUUAUUGACGUUAACUAAUGGGAAUAUAAUGAUGGUCUCGACUGACAUCCAGUAUGUAUUGGUAAAUAACAAAAUAAAUUAAAAAAAAAAAAAAAAAUGACCAGCUGCGAGAAAAAAAAAUAUACUUAACUUAAAACGUCAAAACAAAUAACCUAAAAUUCAAAAUUAAUAAAAAAUUAUAAAUAUUGGAAAAUAAAUGUGAUAACAUAUAAUUAAAUAUAUUAUAGAAAAAAUUAAAUAAAAAAAUAUCAGAAUGUCAUCAUUAAUUGUUUGCCAUGAUUUGCACAUAAUGAUGCUUGAUUUUGUCGUUGAAAAGAUUUUUGUACCACAUACAUCAGUAUUUGAUAAAGCAGUUUUAAAAAAAACAUGCGUUAAGUUUCAACUGCUUGACACUGAUUGGAUUGAAUUGCGACCCCAAAGAAAUAACUACAUGAUUUACAAUGGCUCAAACACUGAAGAAGAAUUAUUUAACGGUGGUAAAUCCAUAGUUUUUUCAGUAUCAGAAUCAAUGUUUGAUGAUGAAAAUAUUAACGUUAAUAUAACAGUAAUUGCUCACAAGGAAAUGUCAAAAUAUUUUGAGGUUGAACCAUUUUAUAAUAUUGGCACAGCCUCAAUAAAUAUUAAUCAACUAUUUAAUGGUAUAAUUAUUGAAAUGAAAAAACGUAAAAAUAUGAUAGGUUAUUUUGAUUAUUAUCAUGAAAGAGAGCCACUAUCAAAAUCGAUGAAAAGCACAUAUUUAUUUACCACCACUGAUAGCAUCGAUGAAUCAUCUAAAAUUCCAUACGUAACAGUGUACGUAAGAUUGAGCUAUUUUGGUAAAUCGAUUAUAACGGAGAUUGAAAGAUUUCCAAAUAGUUUAUUUAACAUUCGUGAGGAAACAUGUAGCACACCUUAUCAGUUCCUUGAGUUAAAACGAGAUGAACUAGAGGGUGGUUGCUGGGGCGAUCGUGUUAUUAAACAUGAAAUAAACCAGUCAAAUUUAAACUGUAUUUGUGAUAAGGAUACAAUAAAAAAAUAUAAUAAUGGUAGAAUUGAAAUGGACAUUGAUGGUGAAAAUCAAAAAGAUGAUAGAGCUUUAUUUAAUAAAAUUAAUAAUGGGAUAACAAUAAAAAGUAUCAAUGCUGAAAAAAAUGAUGUGGAUAAAUUUGGAGAGAAUGAAAAAAAUAAUGUUGGUAAAAAAAAAAAACUAAAUAAUAUAAAUGAUUUGACGAAAAUUGAUGUAACAAAUAAAAAUAAUGAUAAAAAUAGGAAAUUAAAAAAUGAUGCUGAUAACGACAAAGAAGGAAGACAAAAAAAUCAUAAAAAACUACAAGAAAAAUUGAAUGAAGGUAAGAUUAAAAAUGAUAAAAUCAAUUAUAUUGGUAAAAAAAAAACUAAAGUAAUAGAAAAUUACGAGAAUAAUCAGAAUGAACGAGAGAAAAAAACAUUACAUGAAUCAAGGACAACAAAAAAAAAUUUAUCAUCAACAAAUAAACAUUCAUCAUCAACAAAUAAACAUUCAUCAUCAACAAACAAACGUUCAUCAUCAACAAAUAAUAUUAUCAAUAAAAAAACAACUAAAAAAGAACAUGGACGAUCAAUAAGUGCACCUGAAAAAUCAAAUAUAACAAAAAAUGAUAAAAAAUUGAAAAAAGAAACUAUCGAUUUUAAUAUUGUUGGCAAAGUUACAAAAAAAUCAAGUAGUAGUGCAGAGAGAAAUUUUUCUAAAUCCAUUAAAAGAGUUCCAACUGGUAAUGUGACUGUUGGGUUGCCAGAAAAGAAGCAAAAAUCAUCUGGUAAUAUUUUUAAGUCAAUACAACCAUGUCCUACAUAUUGCUGUAACAUUUAUUCUAAUAAUAAUAAUUCUAAUGAUAAUUGUUCACUUGUCAAGUGUUUUUGCAAUUUUGUACCGCCAAAUUUAUGUUAA
This is a messenger RNA of Aphidius gifuensis, 1938 nucleotides long. RefSeq lists its product as uncharacterized. Lineage: Eukaryota; Metazoa; Arthropoda; Insecta; Hymenoptera; Braconidae. The transcript has 3 exons. The record is from RefSeq and is a predicted model, not a curated record. Bases 286 to 1938 code for a protein of 550 amino acids.